Molecule: messenger RNA, 1154 nt
Organism: Cuscuta campestris
Lineage: Eukaryota; Viridiplantae; Streptophyta; Magnoliopsida; Solanales; Convolvulaceae
Source: the annotation of a GenBank genome assembly
GGAAAAGGGGCAAAAAAGGUGUUUGACUAUUUUUUUCAGCUAUAAAUAGACAGUCCCAUUGUCACACCAUUGUAGCCCAUUCCUUUGUUCAGUUCUCUAAGUUCAGGUAUGGUGAAAAUGGCUAUUUCCCAAUCUACCCUUCCCUUCUUCUUCCAGAUCUCACUUCUACUCCUCUGCUCUGUCUCAGUCCUUGCCCACCAAACUCUCCCUUUGACCCCUGCACCAGCACCUGCCUCCAUCAAAGGCCACCACCACAGCCGUUCUCCGGCCGCCGCAACGCCGCCGGCAGCCGCCCCUGCAAACCCAUCACCACACAUAGCAAACCCUCCCAUUCGCUCCCAUUCCCCUGCUCUCGCCCCUACCACCCAUCACCACCAUUCUCCGUCCGCCCCAAAGCCGCCGGCAGCCGCCCCUCCUAAACCACUACCACACCUAGCAAAACCUCCCACUCACUCACACUCCCCCGCUCUCGCCCCUGCCAUCUUGCCACCGCGGCACCCCCACCACCAUGCCACCGCCGCCCCAUCACCGGCACCCACCACUCCCCACCACCACUCCGCACCACCGCAUGCUCUCAUCCAUCCACCAUCCCAAAGAAAACAACCCAUCGCUGUCUGCGGCAGCGUUUUCUGCAAAUCUUGCAAGAACUCCACCAUUCCCAUCAAAGGGGCUGUGGUUAAAUUAGAGUGCAAGAACACGAAGAAGGAGAUGGAGGAGAGGACAGAGACGGACGAGAAGGGGUAUUUCUUGUUGAAGCCGAGGAUAGUGACGUCAGCAGGGUGGCACAAGUGCAGGGUGUUUCUGGUCUCUUCGCCGCACCGCAAGUGCAACGUGCCCACGAAUCACAAUCUGGGCCGGGUCGGGGCGCCGCUGAACUUCCACCGGCCCGAGAACAAAACGCUGUCGUAUCCCCGCUUCACCGUCGGCCCCUUCUUCUUUAAGCACUAUAACCAGACUCACUGCAAAAAGCAUCUGAUUGGUUGAAAAGCUAAGCUCUGUUUGAAGAAGCUAAGGAAGAGGAGAUUAAUUUACUUAGAGCAAUUAAGUUGUAAUGUUUGCAUUAUUAAUUACUUUGUUGGAUGCUAUUAGCCUUAUAUUAGAGUACUAUUGGCCUUAGUUGGUUAUUGUCACUCGAAUGAAAUCUUUAUUAAGGU